AUGGCGGCGGCGGCGGGCGCGCGGGGGUGCGGGGCGCCGGGCCGUCGGGCCCUGUACUUCUGCGGGAGCAUCCGGGGCGGACGCGAGGACCGGGCGCUGUACGAGCGGAUCGUGUCCCGGCUGCGGCGCUUCGGGACGGUGCUCACCGAGCACGUGGCGGACGCGGAGCUGGGCGCGCAGGGGGAACAGUCUGCUGAGGGUGACAGGUUCAUCCACGAGCGGGACCUGGCCUUGCUGCAGCGGGCGGACUUGAUUGUGGCGGAAGUGACCCAGCCGUCCUUGGGUGUAGGCUAUGAGUUGGGCCGGGCCAUGGCCCUCAAUAAGCGAAUCCUGUGCCUGUUCCGCCGGAAGUCUGGCCGAGUGCUUUCAGCCAUGAUCCGGGGAGCAGCGGACGGCUAUCGGUUCCAGGUGUGGGACUACGAAGUGGGAGAGGUGGAGGUCAUGCUGGAUCGAUACUUUGCCACUUAUCCUCCUGAGCAGGUGGCUUCCUCCCUUGACCCAACCACUUGACUUCACCCCUUCAUUAAGUUCUUCUGAUCCCCUUCCUGCCUAAAAGCCCAGUACCAAAUUAA
Molecule: messenger RNA, 572 nt
Organism: Eptesicus fuscus (big brown bat)
Lineage: Eukaryota; Metazoa; Chordata; Mammalia; Chiroptera; Vespertilionidae
Gene: DNPH1
Product: 2'-deoxynucleoside 5'-phosphate N-hydrolase 1
Exons: 4
Coding region: 1-510 (169 amino acids)
Biological process (GO): deoxyribonucleoside monophosphate catabolic process
Cellular component (GO): nucleus
Molecular function (GO): 5-hydroxymethyl-dUMP N-hydrolase activity
Source: RefSeq, a predicted model, not a curated record